AUGAGUAGUAACACUGUAUCGAAACGAUUAUCUGUACAUGAACUUUGCGAAUCAGAUAAACUUCCAUUAAUUCAACAUUUUCGUCCCCAUAAUAAUUUUCAUGGUUUACUUGGUAAACCAGUGGCACUCAACUUUCAGUUAAACUUUCUUAAUGACAAGAAUCUAAAUCAACAAGAACAGACUCGCGAAAACACGUAUCAAAUGGUGAUACCGAAACAAAUCGACGGUAUAACAACAUCAAAUCGAAUAAUCGCAACAAAAACUUCUGAUAUUUCGCAAAUCAAUCCCAGUACCAAUUCUUGUUCUCCUCAAUCAACCACAACACACAUUCUAGAAUCAAUCGCCACUAUAUUCUCCGGCACAAAUGAACCUCAUAAUAACUGUGAAUUUUCACCGUACAACCAAGAACAAGAGUCUAUCGCCGAGCAAGAUUCCGCAUCCUCGCACGAAGAUACCCUUCACCCGACAGCACAAGUAUUACUUCAAGAUCGACGACAUCGUAAUCUUAUCGCAAGUAAAAAAUAUCGUGCAAAGAAACUGGCAUCAGAAAAAGCAAUGUACGAGAAAAUGACCAAUUUAACAAAGGAAAGAAUGUUAUUGACUAAAGAGAACGAAGCUUUGAAACUGGAGAAUGAAUCAUUAAAGGCAAUAAUUUCGCGAUUGAGUGAGCAACUGGUCGAACAACGGAUUGCCAAUCGACAGCUUGACAAUAAUAUUGGCACGUCUAACAAUAGCAUGGGAAUUAUCGCGGAAAAUGCGAAGCCAAAAGAUAAUAAACAUAGGUCAAAAAGGAAAAAAACUGAGCCAAGUGAUCACGGCAAGAAAAACAAUCCAAUCCGGGUGUGUGAUGAUUUCGAAUCUGAUUGA
Ambispora gerdemannii is the source of this 867-nucleotide messenger RNA. NCBI's taxonomy places the organism in Eukaryota, Fungi, Glomeromycota, Glomeromycetes, Archaeosporales, Ambisporaceae. The record is from the annotation of a GenBank genome assembly.